UGUAUCCUAGAAUAGUGAACAAUUCAGUUUUCUCAAUGACCAAACCACUAGAACUUCCAGUGAUAAUUUUCAUAUCAUAUCUUGUCCUCCUUGCGGCAGGAAUACAAGAAGGUAGAUAUGUAAAGCAUGAAGCAAGUUAUGAUCAACCUAUUUCCGACAAGAUUAUCAACAAGAUCAUUGAGACUGGAGACGGCGACGUGUUUCAUUGCAUCGAUAUCAAUCUACAACCAGCACUAUCUCAUCCAUUGUUGAAAGGGCACAUAAUACAGAUGGAGCCCACCUCUUAUCCAUCAGAGCUGAAAAUCAAAUCAUCAUCAGACACUAUAGCGACAGAAGCUCAUCUGCCUACCAUUGCAUGCCCAAAGGGAACAAUACCAUUGUUACAAAAUAGUAAAGCUGAUCUGAAGACACAAUUUAGUUUUGAUCCAAUCGGUAAUACCCAUCAUCGUGGAGGGGAGAGAGCUGGGUGUACAACAUAUGAUGAAAUAUAUGGAACACAAGUUGCAAUCAAUGUCUAUGAGCCAAAAGUGCGAGGACAAAAUGAUCUUAGUGCAUCAUGGGCAUUAAUGGUAAACGGACCUACUGGAAAUUAUGAGGGAAUCGGUGCUGGUUCUAUUGUAUGGCCAAACUACCAUGGUGACAACUUUGCCAGAUUUCAUAUAUACUGGCAAGUUAAUACGGUGAACAUGCCAUGCUUUGAUCAUAUGUGUCCUGGCUUUGUACAAGUCAGUACGAGUGUUGGUAUUGGUGGGAGAAUUGAACCAGUUUCUACCUAUAAUGGAGAUCAGUAUGAAAUUACUGUUACUAUAUCAAAGGACCCGAAGACCGGAAAUUGGUGGCUAGCAUAUGGGCGUGAUAAAAAACCACUUGGAUAUUGGCCUCCUUCAAUUUUCACCUACAUGAAUGAAAAAGCAAGUGCUUGUUUUUGGGGUGGGCAAGUCCAUGGACCAACAGUUCAAUUACACCUUCCAGAACUGGGCAGUGGACAUUGGGCAGCCACUGGACCUGGGAAAGCUGCCUAUGUGAGGAGUAUCAAAGUCAUCAACAAAGACAGCCAGUACUUCAUUCCAGGCACACACAACACAUUUUCAGGCAGUACUAGACCAUUCUGCUAUGAUGCUGGAGAUAUCAGGUUCAACGAUGAUGGAGCCCGUCUAUUAUAUGGUGGACCUGGUAAUUGCACAAAGUGAUACAUCUGUAGUGUACUAGCAUGUUGUAUCAAAUAAAUCAAUGUUCGAGUUCAAUGCCCAUCGGUAUUUUGGUAGAUCUGAGUCCAACUAAUAUAAUUAAUAUUUGACGCGAUUGCUGGUUGUAUUAGAAAUGUUGUUUGCAACGAUGAAUCUGCUGCCACCUUACGUUCAAAA
Molecule: messenger RNA, 1364 nt
Organism: Oryza sativa Japonica Group (Japanese rice)
Lineage: Eukaryota; Viridiplantae; Streptophyta; Magnoliopsida; Poales; Poaceae
Product: protein neprosin
Source: RefSeq, a predicted model, not a curated record